This is a messenger RNA of Hyalella azteca, 1961 nucleotides long. RefSeq lists its product as uncharacterized. NCBI's taxonomy places the organism in Eukaryota, Metazoa, Arthropoda, Malacostraca, Amphipoda, Hyalellidae. Bases 101 to 997 code for a protein of 298 amino acids. Gene Ontology annotation, molecular function: structural constituent of chitin-based larval cuticle. The record is from RefSeq and is a predicted model, not a curated record. Gene Ontology annotation, cellular component: chitin-based extracellular matrix. The transcript is spliced from 6 exons.
CACUGACACGCACUUCACCCCCAGAGGUCAACCGUGUCGCACGCGCCCACCUGCGCUCCAUAAGGUCAUCUCGCUUCCAACUCACUUCCAAGCCCGCAACAUGAAAGUGUUUGUGCUGACAGUCCUCGUUGCGGUGGCCGCGGCUCGUCCGGACAAGCGGACGAGUGAAGAAGUCGUGCCGAUCCUCCGCGACGACCGCGUCGAGUUUGCGGACGGGGCCUACAGCUUCGAUGUCGAGACCGGAGAUGGCAUCCGCCGGUCCGAGGCCGGACAGAGUCAGGGCGAUGCCGGGGCCGUUAACAUGGCCGGAGAUUAUGCAUUCACGUUCCCCGAUGGUCAGGAAUUCUACCUGAAAUUCGUCGCUGACGAGUCAGGGUACAAACCGGAAUCCCCAUUCCUUCCCGUGGCCCCCGCGUUCCCCCACCCCAUCCCCCAGUUCGUCCUGGACCAAAUCGCGUUCGCUGCAAAGGAGGAUGCAAACAGGGAGCUUGACCAAGCAAGGGGAGACUAUCGUCGUGGUGCUCCAGGUCAAUACUCCACUACAAUGAAAUUCAUAAUUUUCGUAGCUCUCGUGGCAUCGGCCCUUGCCCGACCGGACUCCCCACCGAGCUACAGCGCCCCUGGCCAGCGAUCUAGCGACGAUGUUAAGGAUCCCGUCAAGAUCCUACGGGACGACCGCGUGCAGCCCGAGGACGGAUCCUACGCCUUCGAUAUCGAGACCGAAGACGGGAUCGUGAGGUCCGAGGCCGGACAGAACGAAAACGAGGCCGGCGUAGUGGUCCAGGCCGGUCAAGUGAGCUACACACUCCCGGACGGUACUCUGUUCGAGCUCAAGUUCGUCGCGGACGAGAACGGCUACCAACCGCAGUCCGACUUCCUGCCUGUGGCCCCCGCCAACCCGCACCCCAUCCCUGACUUUGUCAAGGAGCAGAUCGAGCGCGCCGAGCGAGAACGACAGGCCGACCUCAGCAACAGCCAACGUGCUACUUAUAACUAACUUAUUUAUAAUUAAUAAUGAAAUUAUUUAGUAUUGCUCCCUAAAUUACUAGUGCUUCGUAAAUUAUGUAUCGGAGUAAAUUGUAUUACGAAGUAUAGGAACUGAUCGAGCUCGCCGAGCGAGAGCGUCAAGCCGACCUAAGCAACAGCCAACGGGCUACUUAUAACUAAAUUAUUUAUUAUUAAUUAUGGAAUUAUUUAUUAUUGCUCCCUAAAUUAUGUAUUGAAGUAAAUUAUGAAGCGAAAAUAAAGAGCAGAUUGGGUGCGCCGAGCGAGAGCCAACGGGCAACAACGGGCUACUUAUAACUAAAUUAUUUAUUAUUAAUAAUUGAAUUAUAUAGCUGUGCUCCUUAAAUUAUGUAUUGCUGGAAGUUAUAUUACGAAGUUUAGGAGCAAAUCGUGUGUGCCGAGCGAGAGCGUCAGGCCGACUUCAGCAAAAGUCAACGUCCUAAAUAUAACUGCAUAUUUUAUUAGUAAUAACGAAGUUGAUCAAUUAUGAUUCAAUGUUAUUAAUAAAUUAACUUAUUGGCUUUUUGAUUAGUGUCUCAGCUACUCUUUUAUCGCGCAAAUAUUUAUUGCGGUUGAUAGUUCUUUUUUAUAAUAAUUGAAUUCUGAAGUUACAAUUUUUUUAGUAAAUUGCGAACGUUAGAAGAUUCGUAUAUAAGAGUAAUUUUUCAAUUCCCUGACACUUGUUCCAUUCCGUUUCUUUUUUAACAAAUUUCCGCGUAAUAUUUAAGACUUGUCAAAAAUUCGGAAGGCAAGUAUUUUUUUAAUUAUUCUGAAUUUUUAGUGAAUUUCAGUAACUGCAUUUGAAGAUAGUAAUGUUUGUAUAACUAUUAUCGGUUCCAAUGACUUACUGAAUCGAAUGGCCGGAAAUGUAUUUAUUUAUAUGUCAAUGAAAAUAAUUUAUUUAUUUAAAGCAUGGAGAUAUUUUCAUAUGAAUUAAUACACAUGUUCAAACAGUU